AUGCCUUUACCAAAUAAUGAAUAUACAAUCUAUAAAAUCAACUUACUCUUUAUCAAUUUCAGCAGUGUAUCCGGAGAAAGGAAGGAAGAUUCGGACGUGUCGAGCGAUGAUGGCUUAUGCAGUUCAAAGCAACAUCAGCAGCAGCCGCAACAGCCCCCACAUAUGAUGCUAAAUCCAGCAAUGGCAAUGCCGCCAACAGUCCAGGACACAAACUGUCUGGCCGCAGCUGCUUAUAGCAAUCAACUGGCCGCCGCGGCGAGCACAAACCCAUGCUUCAAUUUUGCUUACAAUACACAUCCCUCGAUGCAGUACAUACCGAGUGCCGAUAUGCUACACAUGACCACCAGCUAUCAGUCUUUGUGA
Messenger RNA from Gongylonema pulchrum, 363 nucleotides. Lineage: Eukaryota; Metazoa; Nematoda; Chromadorea; Rhabditida; Gongylonematidae. The record is from the annotation of a GenBank genome assembly.